CGUAACUCGUUCGCGUUUUGGGACGGGAACCUGUCGAUAUAUGUGUUGUCGAUAGUGAGAAAGUGGCCUGUGUCAGUGCAAGUGUUAAGUGACUUUCGCUCUUACUGUUUGUGCAGGAUGAACGUUUACAGUAUGAAGGUCUGGGCAUUUGUCUUCUGUCUGUCCACAUCCAUUGCAGUGCCGGUGCCGCAAGCCACGCCCCUUGUUCUGGACAUUAUAGACAUGGCAGCCAUUAGCAGAAUGUCACCACAGCAACUAGAGAAGUUAGCAGAAGGAUUGGCAGCUGAGGAAAUAAUGAGAACGAAGAGAUCAUCUGCCCAAGCGCUAACAGCGGUAGUGUCCAAAGCUUCAUCAGGUCUGCAAGGCAAGAUUGGGCUACUGGGACAAGCUUCCGCUGGUGUUGCAACCCUGAUCGGAUCAGCUUCUAGUAAAACAGGUCAUGACACUCAUGACCACGGAUACUCAUAUGAACCGCAUGAAGAAAAAUAUGAUUACUGGGGAUUGAAGAAGUCAAUUCUUUACACGCUGUUUCAAGCAGUAAAGGCUAUCACUGGUGGUGUAACCAUCUUGAAAGGCCAACUCAUAAAGGGUGGCGGAGCGCUAGCCAGCACCUUGGGGAAGGUGAUAUCGGUGAAGGGUGAUGCCGUCAGUCAUCUAGGGAAGAAAAUUGUCAGCUCAGCCGCGUUGGUUGAAAAGAAACCUUCAGGGCAUUUAUACGGCCCACCGCCAGCGCCGCCGGCGCAUGUUGAAUAUGGUGUUCCCACGGGAUACGGCGCACCGACUGCGCCCGCUCACUUCGCACAUACAGGUCCAUCUGCACCCACAGGUUUCGCUGCACACAAAUACCCAUCUCAUUUAGACGGCCGAGAUAAACUGAAUGGGGUGCACGCUGGAGUAUUGUUACUGACGCCUCUGGGUGAUGCUGAACCAAGCCAGACCCAAGAAACUCCGAACAUCGGACACACGCCGCUGGAGCCUCCACCUUCAAUUCUUCAUACAGUUUAUAGCGCAAUCAAAAACGUUUUCUCGUCUGCUGCACCAGAGUACGCAGCGAAUGACGAUUCCCUUGUCCAUCAUCCCCCACCACCGCCUCCACCCGUUCCCCCAUUCAAACCUAUGACGUGGGGAGCAGUCAAUUCAUAUGGCGAGCCAGCAAUGGCCGACGCAUACUCUGAUUACGAUCCUCGAAACCCCCACCCGCCUUUCGAAUACGCAGCUUCUAAAAAGUCAAUCACAGCCCACACAGCUCAUAAAGUUCAACAAGGUUUAACACCUGAUAAGAUCCAGAAAAUCAGACGGAAUCUAAAUAAAUUGGCUAUGUACAUGAAUAAUAAUAUUCAGAGGUCUUCCGAAGACCUUCCCACUUUCACAGGGUUAGAAAAAUAUAAGGAAAUGCUGAAAAAAGGCGAACUGCCGUUGUUUCCCACUCCUGUAGUUACUGAUAAUGAAAUUGGCGUGCUGCCAGCCGACGUCCUACCCUCCGAUAUUCCUACCACUACUAGUAGUACCACUACCAGCACUACCACAAGUACAACAACCGUAAAAACUACAGCAAAAUCUAAUACGACAACGAGAAGAAAAGACGCUAAAUACUAUCUUCGCGGAAACAGGAUUGUUCAAGUUUGA
Molecule: messenger RNA, 1626 nt
Organism: Achroia grisella
Lineage: Eukaryota; Metazoa; Arthropoda; Insecta; Lepidoptera; Pyralidae
Exons: 6
Coding region: 118-1626 (502 amino acids)
Source: RefSeq, a predicted model, not a curated record